UGUAAAAAAUUGCUUGAAGGAUGGGGAAACAAGGCUUCUCUGCGGCGACACUGCCUCUGCUCGUGUUGGGCUCGCUUACCGUAUCCGUUUCCGCCGGUGACUCGGCCCUGUCGGCUCCUCUCAAUGUGACGAUAAGGGAGCUGGAGGCGAACACAGCCAUAGUCACAUGGGAGAUACUGGAGGGAGAUCCCGUCAUCGGAUUCGCCAUCACACAACAGAAGAAGGAUGUGCGUAUGCUGCGGUACAUCCAGGAAGUGAACACGACCAUGCGCUCCUGUGCAUUGUGGGACUUGGAGGAGGACACAGAGUACAUUGUUCAUGUCCAGAGCGUCAGCAUGGGAGGCAGCAGUCCUCCCAGUGACCCGGUCAGCUUCAGAACUCCCAGAGAGUCUGAGAAACUGGCCUCCACAGUACCAGACCAGGUCGACAGGGAGGAGAUGGAACAGGCAGUGCAGCUCAGAGUUGGAGAGCUCAUCAUCAUCGUAGUGGUGCUGGUCAUGUGGGCAGGUGUGAUCCUCCUGUUCUGUCGUCAGUAUGACAUCAUCAAAGACAACGAACCCAACAACAACAAGGACAAAGCCAAGACCUCGUCCGAAUGCAGUACGCCCGAACACCCACAAGGAGGCCUACUGCGUAGCAACCUCUGAAACCAGCCCCCACAGUCCACUCAGCUAUAUGGCAAUAACUC
Messenger RNA from Oncorhynchus nerka (sockeye salmon), 688 nucleotides. RefSeq names its product fibronectin type III domain-containing protein 5-like. The coding region runs from base 21 to 647 and encodes 208 amino acids. NCBI's taxonomy places the organism in Eukaryota, Metazoa, Chordata, Actinopteri, Salmoniformes, Salmonidae. Gene Ontology annotation, molecular function: protein binding. Gene Ontology annotation, cellular component: extracellular region; plasma membrane. The record is from RefSeq and is a predicted model, not a curated record. The transcript is spliced from 5 exons.